AUGUCUGAGACUGACCACUACUCUCAGGCCGACCACCCCCAAGCCCACCUCAGCCAGGAACACUCCGAUCAGCCUCUUGCGAAUGUUGUACGCAAAAAACUGAUGGGAUAUGUCGGCUUUGCCAACUUGCCCAACCAAGUCCAUCGUAAAUCAGUACGGAAGGGCUUCCACUUCACCGUCAUGGUCGUCGGUGAAAGUGGCCUGGGAAAAUCUACUCUCAUCAAUACCCUUUUUAAUACAACACUCUACCCUCCCAAAGAAUAUCCUGGACCCCAUGCUGAACGGCCACGGACGAUUGCCAUCCAGAGUAUCUCUGCCGAUAUCGAGGAAGCUGGCGUUCGCCUGAGACUUAAAGUCGUCGACACUCCCGGCUAUGGGGACUUUGUGAACAACUCCGAGUCAUGGAAGCCGAUCCUGGAGAACAUCGAAGCUCGAUUUGACGGCUACCUCGAACAGGAAAAUCGUGUCAACCGUGCCAAGAUCGUCGACAACCGAAUCCACGCCUGUAUCUACUUUAUCGAGCCCACUGGACACUCACUCAAGCUGGUCGAUGUAGAAUUCAUGAAGUGUCUUCACACCAAAGUCAAUCUUAUCCCAGUCAUCGCCAAAUCGGACACGAUGACGGAUGAUGAAAUUGCUGCGUUUAAGCAACGAAUCUUGGCGGAUAUUGCAUUUCACAAUAUUCGAAUCUACGAAGCCCGUCGGUACGAAAAAGAGGAUGAAGAAACCAUCGCUGAAAAUGAGGAGAUCAUGCGGAAAAUCCCAUUCGCAAUUGUCGGCUCGGACUCGGAAGUUCAAACAGCUGAUGGCCGACAAUGCCGAGGACGUCAAUAUCCAUGGGGAAUCAUCGAAGUUGACAACGAGGAACAUUGCGACUUUGUCAAGCUAAGACAAAUGCUGAUCAGAACACACAUGGAAGAGUUGAAGGACCACACUGCGAAUGUGUUGUACGAAAAUUACCGAACGGAGAAAUUGAUUUCCAUAGGCGUCACUCAAGAUCACUCAGUCUUCCAGGAAGUCAAUCCUGCUGCUAAGAUGGCUGAAGAGAGGGCCCUCCAUGAGGCCAAGCUGGCAAAGAUGGAGGCCGAAAUGAAGAUGGUCUUCCAACAAAAAGUGGCUGAAAAGGAGGCUAAAUUGAAGCAAUCGGAAGAAGAGCUAUACCACAGACAUCGUGACAUGAAAGAAGCGCUUGAGAAGCAAAAAGCGGACUUGGAAGAUAAGAAGCGUCGACUGGAAAGUGGCAGGCCCUUGACUCCAGAGAAAACGAAGAAGAAAGGGUUCCUCAGCAAUCGAUAA
Messenger RNA from Puccinia triticina, 1296 nucleotides. RefSeq lists its product as uncharacterized. The transcript is spliced from 10 exons. Gene Ontology annotation, biological process: cytoskeleton-dependent cytokinesis. The record is from RefSeq and is a predicted model, not a curated record. The coding region runs from base 1 to 1296 and encodes 431 amino acids. NCBI's taxonomy places the organism in Eukaryota, Fungi, Basidiomycota, Pucciniomycetes, Pucciniales, Pucciniaceae. Gene Ontology annotation, cellular component: microtubule cytoskeleton; cell division site; septin complex. Gene Ontology annotation, molecular function: GTPase activity; molecular adaptor activity; GTP binding.